Messenger RNA from Monodelphis domestica (gray short-tailed opossum), 1358 nucleotides. RefSeq names its product RecQ mediated genome instability 2 (gene RMI2). The record is from RefSeq and is a predicted model, not a curated record. Gene Ontology annotation, biological process: DNA repair; maintenance of rDNA; negative regulation of double-strand break repair via homologous recombination. Lineage: Eukaryota; Metazoa; Chordata; Mammalia; Didelphimorphia; Didelphidae. Gene Ontology annotation, cellular component: cytosol; nuclear speck.
UUAGCGUAGUUCGUCAAACUUGGCGGGAGACUGCGGUUUGGGCCAUGGCGUCGGACUCCCCUUCUGCUGGCUCGUGCAGAGUCCGGGGCCCGAGCCCAGCGGUGCGGCUUCCCACAGCGCCUCCGCUGAAGUUGCUGGCUGAGCAGCUGCGGCGCUGUGCCGUAGGCGGACCCGGAGCCUGGCGGCUGGCCCGGGAGCCGGCAGGCCGAGCCCCGCUGGAGCUGGCGGUCGUGUGGAUGCAGGGCCGGGUGCUGGAAGCGGCAGAAAAGGGCAGCUGGGCGCGGCUGAGGGACCCGAGCGGUGUCUUCACGGUACAGGGCCUGGAGCGGGUGCCCCAGGGGAAACCUUGUCUGGCCCCAGGAAAAUAUGUGAUGAUAAUGGGAGUCAUUCAGACCUGCAAUCCUGAACCUUGUCUUCAAGCUGUGAAGAUGACAGACCUUUCUGAAAACCCUAUACAUGAAAGCAUGUGGGAACUAGAAGUAGAAGAUUUGCACAGGAAUAUUCCCUAGAAAUAUGUUAAUAUAUAGUUUAAGGGAGCUGGAAUUCUGAAUGUAGUUUGCUUCUUGCACCUUUUGGAUUUCAUGAGCCAAAUUGUAUGUGCUAGUUUGUGUUUCUUGAAAGUUCCCUAACACACUUGGGGUGAAUUGGCCAGUGAAUUGGCCGGAUAAUUGGUUUACAGACACAGAACUGAGGACGUUUUCAUGCUGUGGCAUUUCAGCAAAUUCAACUCCAGGAGAAGCAUCCAUUCCCCCUGCUGAAAAUGCUGUUGCUGAUGGAAAACAGAUGUUUGCUCUACUUUUUUGUUUUUGUUUUAUUUUAAAAGCACACAAAAACCUCACACUGCAUUUUCCAAAUAUUACAAGUGAUGGUAUUUUUCCAUUACUGCAGCUACCCUGUUUUAGGAUGCAGAAUUUGAAUCCCAGUCAUUGGCUAUGGUGAUUAACGUGUGGUUAUGGUCAGGAAAACAGACUGUGUAAAAGGAAUGACAUCAUGGCUCCAUUUAUUCUCCAUCAACGACUUCCAGAUCCAGUUUGCAAGUCAAAUGACAUUUUUAUAACUGCAGGGCACAAACUGCUGUCUGCAAAACUCAGCUGUCUUUCCUCUUCAAACACCGCUCAGCCACUGAGGCUCAGCUUUCCCUUAGAUAGGGAUAAUUUCCGCCUUCACUUAGAUAUUAUUGAAACACUCGAUGAAAGGAGCUAUAAAGAAGAGAGCUAGCAUCAGGCUAGAUAUGGGUAUGGAUGCAGGACUUAACCGAGCUAUCGUUUCUUUAUAACUGGAGAAGAAUUCUUGUGAGCAACCAAUUCCCUCGGACUUCUUUUUCCAUGAAAUAGAACCAUGUGGUUUUAUCUUGUAAA